CUAUGCCCAGGACUGGUCUAACCUCCGCUGCCUCACGGUCAUCCCCCUGCAGCCACCCUUCCCAGAGUCCUUUGCCCAGGCCACCCCAGGCUUUUUGGCAGCCCUGCCGGGCCACUUGUCUUCAGGUCUGCCAGGGGGAGGUGGGGAGGAGGUGGGAGGAGGGCGUGCAGAGGCGGCCUGGGCUGGGCCAGAGCUCGGGGUGCUGAGCGUGUGACCAGCUAUGAGCAGAGACCAGCCAUGGCCAGCCCGGGGCUGCUGCUCCUGCUCUUACUGAUGGCACUGCCACCGCUGGGGUCCUAUUUGCUGCCUGGACUGGACACUGCCGAAAGUAAAGCCACCAUUGCGGACCUGAUCCUGUCUGCGCUGGAGAGAGCCACCGUCUUCCUAGAACAGAGGCUGCCCGAAAUCAACCUGGAUGGCAUGGUGGGGGUCCGGGUGCUGGAAGAGCAGCUAAAAAGCGUCCAGGAGAAGUGGGCCCAGGAGCCCCUGCUGCAUCCGCUGAGCCUGCGCGUGGGGACGCUGGGGGAGAAGCUGGAGGCUGCUAUCCAGAGAUCCCUCCACUACCUCAAGCUGAGUGACCCCAAGUACCUAACAGAGUUCCAGCUGACCCUCCAGCCUGGGUUUUGGAAGCUCCCACAUGCCUGGAUCCACACCAACGCCUCCUUGGUCUACCCCACGUUCGAGCCCCAGGACUCAUUCUCAGAGGAGAGCAGCGACGCAUGCCUGGUGCAGCUGCUGGGAACCGGGAUGGACAGCAGCGAGCCCUGCGGCCUCUCGGACCUCUGCAGGAGCCUCAUGACCAAGCCUGGCUGCUCGGGCUACUGCCUGUCCCACCAAAUGCUCUUCUUCCUCUGGGCCAGAAUGAGGGGAUGCACACAGGGACCGUUCCAACAGAGCCAGGACUAUAUCAACCUCUUCUGCGCCAACAUGAUGGACUUGAACCGCAGAGCUGAGGCCAUCGGAUACGCCUACCCUACCCGGGACAUCUUCAUGGAAAACAUUAUGUUCUGUGGAAUGGGCGGCUUCUCCGACUUCUACAAGCUCCGGUGGCUGGAGGCCAUUCUCAGCUGGCAGAAACAGCGGGAAGGAUGCUUCGGGGAGCCUGAUGCUGAAGAUGAAGAAUUAUCUAAAGCUAUCCAAUAUCAACAGCAUUUUUUGAGGAGAGUGAAGAGGCGAGAAAAACAAUUUUCAGAUGGCUGCUCCUCCCACAACACAGCCACAGCGGUGGCAGCGCUGGGUGGCUUCCUAUACAUCCUGGCAGAAUACCCCCCGGCAAACAGAGAGCCACACCCAUCCACACCGCCACCACCAAGCAGCCGCUGAGACGGACGUUUCCACACCUGCUGCCUGGAGGAGGAACAGACCCCUUCAGUCCUCCUCCCUUAGAUCCAGGAGGGCAUGGCUGACAUCCUGGGAAGCAGGCAUCUGGAAGCAAAGCCACCCUGACGCCCCAUCUUGGAAGCCCUGAGUACGCAGGACCAGGGUAGGUGGCGGCCGGGAGGGACUCAGUGUGAAUGGAUGAAUAAAGUUUGACUGCAACUGA
Molecule: messenger RNA, 1543 nt
Organism: Piliocolobus tephrosceles (Ugandan red Colobus)
Lineage: Eukaryota; Metazoa; Chordata; Mammalia; Primates; Cercopithecidae
Gene: C17H16orf89
Product: chromosome 17 C16orf89 homolog
Exons: 8
Coding region: 238-1323 (361 amino acids)
Cellular component (GO): membrane; cytosol
Source: RefSeq, a predicted model, not a curated record